Messenger RNA from Microdochium trichocladiopsis, 2055 nucleotides. RefSeq names its product von Willebrand factor type A domain-containing protein. Lineage: Eukaryota; Fungi; Ascomycota; Sordariomycetes; Xylariales; Microdochiaceae. The record is from RefSeq and is a predicted model, not a curated record. Bases 352 to 2055 code for a protein of 567 amino acids. The transcript has 3 exons.
AUUCAAGAUAUCCCCCUUCUGCAAAGCUCAAUUGGAACAAGAGACUUAUAGUCUGAAGGCUGUUGUUGUAUUGCACCCAGCCAGUGUUGUGUUGUGAUUACGUCGUCGUCGUCGCCAACACGAGAGAUACCCUGAGACAAGACGACAACGGUUGGCAGAUCGCUGCCCCUAUUGCCUAGCGUCGCUGGACUCCCACUACACAUUAUACAACAUCACCUUUCAUCUACACCAGACCUAAGGGACCUUCCAGCAUCAACCACACUGCAUUAUACAUAUUAUACCCCAUCCCUCCUUCUUCUCCACCCACGCUGGUAGCUUCUACACAAAUACACACACACACACACACCCACAAUGAGACACUACAUCCAUGACACCUGGCAGGUGUGCGGCCUCGUCUACAUCGACGCGGCCCCUCCAUGCCUGCCGCACCGCCUGCGGCAGGUCGGCCUCGAGGCACACACCACCAUCCUCUCCAAUGCCCAGCGGACCACGUUGAAGCAGACCUUCAUCACACCCUCGAUAUGGUACCGGUCCAUACAAAAUGCUCCUCCACCACCACCGCCGCCACAACAAAAAUACCCAGAGAUCAGGUAUCAGUUCCCACUCCACGACGGCGUCAGCGUCGUCGGCUUCACCGCGACCAUCCACUCCUCGCCAAAACCCCGGGUCAUCCGGGGUGUCGUCCAGGAGAAGGCCGAGGCGCGGCACACGUACACCACCGCCGUGGCCGAGGGCAAAGCCGCGGGCCUGCUCGAGCUGAUCCCCGAGGCGGCCGACGUGUUUGUCACCAAGCUGGGCAACAUCCCGCCGGCCACGCGGGUCGUCGUCGAGGUCACGUACCUGGGCGAGCUCAAGCACGACGCGCAGGUCGACGGCCUGCGGCUGACGAUCCCGAUGGGCGUGGCGCCGCGGUUCGGGAGCUGGCCGGGGGAUCUGGUCGACGUGGAUGUCCCCGUGGUGCGCCCGCAGGACUUCAGUGGCAAUGAUAAAGGAGAUGGCGGGCUCAGGAUCACCGUCGACGCGCAGCUGCCGCCGUCGUCGCAGAUCCAGUCCGUCAGCUCGCCCUCGCACCAGAUCGCCGUGUCCAUCGGCAAGACGUCCAAGUCUGCCUCGACCGACGCCUUGUCCUUCAACCAGGCCUCCGCCUCCCUCGCCCUCACAUCCCUGCCAGCCUCGUCGUCAUCGUUGACGACAAUAACAACACCGUUCCUCGAGAAGGACUUCAUCCUGCACCUGACGGCCAGCAACCUCUCCACCCCACAAGCCGUGCUCGAGAGACACCCGACCAUUCCAAACCAGCACGCCCUCAUGGCGACCCUGGUGCCCAAGUUCACCCUCCCGUCGUCCACCCAGCGCAGGAAGCCAGAAGUCGUCUUCGUGUGCGACCGCAGCGGCAGCAUGGGCGGCAAGAUCCCCAACCUCGUCUCGGCGCUGCGCGUCUUCAUAAAGUCCCUCCCCCAGGGGGUAGCGUUCAACAUUGUCAGCUUCGGCUCCCGGUUCAGCUUCCUGUGGAAGGGACAGCACGGCUGCAGCGGGUCGCGCGCCUACUCGCGCGAGAGCGUCGCGCAGGCCGUGAGCCACGUCGAGACUUUCCAGGCCGACUAUGGCGGCACCGAGAUGUUCUGGCCGCUCGAGGCCGUGUUCAAGGAGUGGCAGAGCACCCGCGAUGCCGACGUCGCUGCUGAUGCCGCCCCCAGGGAUCUCGAGGUCUUCCUGCUCACGGACGGCGAGGUGUGGAACCAGGCCGAGCUGCUGGCCAUGGUGGAGCGCAACGUGCGCGAGAGCGAGGGACACAUCCGCGUCUUCUCCCUCGGCAUCGGGUCCGGGGCGAGCACUUCCCUGAUCGAGGGCGUCGCGCGCGUCGGCAACGGGUUCGCGCAGAGCGUCGUCGACGGCGAGGACAUGAGCGGCAAGGUCGUCCGCAUGGUCAAGGGCGCCAUGUUUGAGCAUGUCCGCGACUACCGGCUCGAGGUCAAAGUCGACUGCGUCUUCCGCCACGAUGAGCGAGACGACGACGGAGAAGCCGCCGCCGCCGGCCAAGAUCUCCCUCUUUGA